GGAGAGCUCUGUUCGCGGCGUAGGCACUGUUGGCUGUGAAGUUUCCGGCAGUCUGGGAACAUGUCUGGGCUGAAGUGGUAAGACCAUUGAAGAUCGUCGGAAGUAGAAGAAGGAGAAGAAGAACAGAGGGGAUAUUCAUGGAGGUCCUGAUUGAUUAAGGAAGAUGACCUCUGUAAUGUUCUAUGAGCAAAAGUUAGUUACAGUAAAAUCGGGCAGUUGCUAGCUACUUCAUGAACGUGCUCACUCAGAAGGAAGGUAGAUCCUAUCACCUACAUUUCAAGAUGGUAUCAUAAGGAGACUUAUAUGGCAGCAUAUGCAAACGCUUUGCAACCGGUACCUGGAAAAGCUUUCAUGAAGGUUGAUCAUUAUGAACCCAUUUUAUCUCCCCCAGUGCCAAACCUACCUGGCAGACCAAAGAAGAACAGAGUUAGAUCAUCUACUGAGGUCAAAGGAUCUGGAAGUGCUUCUACAUCUGCCAGUGAUACACCUUAGACAUCAUCAAGAAAAGGGAGACUGCAAAGUUGUGGGAUAUGCCAUAAGGAGGUCCAUAAGAGAGCUACAUGUCCUAAUAAAGAUAAAGAUGCAAGUGUUGAAGGAGCAGAAGGGAAUGGACCUAUACCUGUGAAGAGACCUGCUAGUGUUGCUUUUUCAUCGAAUCAGCUCCACCAACAAAUCCACACACUAAUGCUAAAAGGAGUACUGGUAAGUCUAAAGUGACAUGUAGAAGAAUAACAAGGAAUAUAAGUAAACAAUUUGUAACAGGCUUUGGGUGCUAUGUGGAUGUGAACAUCGGGAAGAAGACUUUAAAUGUGAGUAUCAAUAGGUUUCCAGUGUUAUGUAAGUGUUUUAGUUUGUUGAUGUAUUGAAAUAAGUUUUCUUAUUUCUAAUUUUACCUUCAUGUAAUUGUUUAUGCUUGUAGCCUGGGAUGAGAAGUGAGGAAAUAGUUUCAGAUUUCCAGCCUCAAAUGCCACAUGACCCUGAUGUUACAGUCAGAUUUGCAAUCCCAAAUGAAAAAGAUAUCAGAGGGGCUGCCCGAGCUGAGAAGCAGUUGGAUGUGCCAACAUAUAGAACAAUACCUUUCAAGGGUGAUGGUACAGAGGUGCUUAAUCCAGCAAACCUACCUUUUCAACCACCUGGUUUGCAAUGGAAAGGGAAUGCAUCAAUUAGCUCUAGGCAGUUGUUACAGAAGAUGCAGAUCAGGAGGCCGGGUUCCAUUCCAAAGUGAACAUGUUGAAGCAAGACUGCAAAUCUGGAUGAAUGAAGACUCAUAUGUUUCAUUAGAACACUUUUGGGCACUUUGUAUUUAUUAGCUUAUGAGCUUUUUUGCAAUGUAGUCGUAUGAAGACUCACUGGAAGCUUAGGUGUUUUGUAUGAAGUUUUACUACUUCUGGCACUAUAAGGAACUGACUCCAAUUUUGGGGUGCUAAAUUAGGGCUUACAAUGCUUUUUUUUGUAUUUUGUAA
This is a messenger RNA of Cuscuta europaea, 1463 nucleotides long. Lineage: Eukaryota; Viridiplantae; Streptophyta; Magnoliopsida; Solanales; Convolvulaceae. The record is from the annotation of a GenBank genome assembly.